Messenger RNA from Penicillium brasilianum, 3212 nucleotides. The record is from the annotation of a GenBank genome assembly. Lineage: Eukaryota; Fungi; Ascomycota; Eurotiomycetes; Eurotiales; Aspergillaceae.
GCUGAGUGUCUGUUCCGAACAUCUCCUGAAAGAUGACGUCGGGCCUCGGUUUGCGCCCUUAUCAAGUGGGCAUCCUAUAACCUGGUCGAUUUUCCCAACUCUAUGCUUUUCACCCCUUUCAUAACCUCAGCGGGUGAAUGGCGCAGUCAUGACACUGCAUACGGUCGCGUUGGGUGCGGCCUUGUCUCCUACUGUCCUCCAGACUCUAAUCAAUCAUUACCUGCACCGCAAGUCGCGCCAUAGCCAUCCGACCGUCCAUCUCACCUACGAUGAAGGCAUCCAGGUUAUUCGUCAAUUCCUUUACUAUGCCUCGAAACACCCCGUCGAAGAUAUACAGGCGUUCACUCGCCAGUCGGUCCCUAGCCCGCACUGGGUGCGAACGGAAUCCGUCACCAUCCCCGAGGAAUUUCUAUCGUCCGCAGCAAAUGUGCUCGUCAAACAAUUGGGUCCCAAGGGUCUCGUACGGGUUGGAGGCGAGCAGUGGUGGCAAUGGCGAGGCCCGGAUGAGGGUCUUAAGUGCGAAUGGAUCGAGAUGCGCAGCCAUUACAACGAGAUGAAGAAGUCCAAUGGCGGCAACAACAGGAUCAUGCUGUAUGUCCAUGGCGGAGCUUACUUCUUUGGAAGUGUUGAUACACAUAGAUAUAUGCUGCAGCGUCACGCUCGCAAGCUGAACGGUCGCGUCUUUGCACCCAACUAUCGCUUGGCGCCCCAGUUUCCUUUCCCGUGCGGCUUGCAGGACUGUAUGGCGGCGUAUCUCUGGCUGCUUAAGAGUUACGAGCCGAAGGAAAUCAUCCUCGCUGGUGAUUCCGCCGGUGGUGGUAUGACGUUGUCACUGCUGGUCAUGAUGCGCGACCAAGGCAUCCCAUUACCCGCGGGCGCGAUUCUCAUUUCGCCGUGGGUAGAUCUGACACACUCGUUCCCAAGCAUCGUUGACGAUAACCCUGGUGACUAUAUACCACCAUACGGAUUCCGAUACAAACCCUCCGCAGCCUGGCCUCCACCCAAUGCCGAUGAGAUAUUGAAGAUCAAGAAGCUGUCUCGCAAAGAAACUUUUACAGCCAAGGACGUCGAAGCUGCUGGACCGACCGCAAAUAAGGAUGCUAGGGACACUGCCAUACGUGGUUAUACACUUCAUGAGAAGAAGAGCACUGCCGAGGGCCAUGCUUAUCCGGGCAUGCAGCAGAGUGCGGACCCGAGCACCCUGCAUGCCGAACCCGACAACAUUCACGUCGUCCUCGAAGGCAAAACGGUCGAGCUGAAAGAUCAAAUCCAGAUGUAUGCCACAAAUCAGCUGAUAUCCCAUCCUCUGGUAUCGCCUAUUCUUCAAGCAUCAUUAGGAGGCCUUCCGCCACUUCAAAUCAUUAGCGGUGGCGGCGAGACCCUUCGUGAUGAACAGUUUUACGUGGCCCAUAAAGCGGCCAACCCGACAGCCUAUCCACCCGGCGACGUCUACCUAGAUGAAUUUGACCCUAACCGCGAGAUACUGCACAAAUACGAGCCAACAUACGUCCAGCUUCAAGUCUGGGAUGACCUGUGUCACGUUGCUCCCACGCUCAGCUUCACUCGGCCGGCCAAGUACAUGUUCCGCUCGAUCGCUCAAUUUGGAUCCUGGGCACUGGCUCGUGCCCAAAAGACCGAAGUAGAAAUCAUGGACGAAAAUCUCAUUUCGCCAGUCUCAUCCAGUGAAUCAGAAAGUUCGGACAGUCCAGGAGGGCCUUUAGGCGCACGCAAGCCGACAUUCCCAGCCGGACAAUCCGUCGGCAAAGCCGGUGACCCUCUUCCUGCUUUUGACCAGUAUAUGAUUCGUCAGCGAGUCGACAAGCGCGGGCAUAUGUACCAUCUCAACCCGCCGUCAUCCUAUCCCGUACUGGCAACACCGCCCGAAAAAGUUGGCGCAGUGAAUCCAGAGUUGAUUCGAAAAUGGCUCGAGGCCAAGCACGAAUGGGAUCAGAAGUUCUCCAAGGAGAAGCUCCGGGUUCAGAGCCGACGUAUCAAAGAGAUGGCGCACGGCUUCCAGGAUUUCGAGGGCGAAUGUCCGCCUCCUAGCUCCCUAGCUGCUCGUCGUGCGGCUCCAGGUGUACUUCCAAAAUCGCAAGCUAAGAAGAAUUACGGACUGAUGCUUUGGAGCGGCUGGGGUAGCAAGCAUGAUGAGCGGACCAUGCAGAAAGCCCACAAAGCAGAAAAGUCCGGCCAGACUACAACCCGCCGCAGUGUGGAUGCUGGACAGGCCGGUUCAUAUUCAAGCGUGCCAUUGAAGAACCCUCAGCCCGCCACGUCUGGGGAGAGUAGGCUUGAACCGACCACUGAAAGCAGCUCGACAGGCGGCACUGCUGCUGUCACUUGGAAUAACGAUACUGAAAAGAAGCAGUGGAACGGAGACACCGCUCCUGAUCGUCCUUCUGAACCCACGUCCUUGCGUCCGCCAUCACAGAGAAGUGGCGGACCUAUCCUCAUUCUGCCGGGUGUCGACAAUCGCAAGUUCAGCGAUGAAAACGCAAGCACCAGAGCCCUCUUCCACGCCAAGGGAACCUUGCCCAUGUCAUCCGAUGCAUCUCUACCUUAUCUAAGGGGCCGACCAUCGUCAGUUGGUGGCUCGGUGGCAGGCCGUAGUGAGUUCAUGUCUGACAACGGCGAAGAUGCCAGUACUGUCGGUGGCGACAUGGAUUCGAGUACGGUCCCUGGCACAGCGCAUGACGCCGCCAGCACUCGCGCUGUUCUAAGUGCGAAGGGUGUCGUGGGCGUGGUUAGCCCUCGGGAUAGUGGUCGAAUCUCCACCGAUACUGCAUCCUUACGGCCGAAUCUCUCGGAGGCGGACGCUGUUCCCGCUGUUGGAAGUGAAAGCCGAACUUCUACGUCUCAACGGCCGGAUAUGCCGGAGAGAGAAGUGUUCAAGACAGCCCAAGAAGCGCUCUGAAUUCGUGGACUUCCAUCACAUCGUUGCCAUAGACACGCAAGAUCUACCUUGAUUUCACAUUUGUCGAUAUCUCUGUCCGACUGAAUUUCGACACAUACACAACAUUCCAGGACAAUCAUGUUUUCUUUUCUUGGCUGUUGCAUCUUGGGACUGCCUUUUUCGAUCUUUUGUCAUCUCAUUUUCUAUGUUGAAUAUACCCUCCAGUAGCAACAAUAGCUGUUGCUCAUACUGGUGUCUUUUGUUAGAAUGCAUCCGAUUCGCAUACUCGUGCAUUCUUGAGGGAACUGUCCCUGUAAAC